AUGGGAGGGGCGGCCCUUCUGCUGCUGCUGCUGGCUGGGGCAGGGGCGGGGGGGCCCUGGAGAGCCCCGAAGGGCAAGUGUCCUCCAAGCUGCUCCUGCUCCAAGGACAGUGCCCUGUGCGAGGGCUCCCCGGAGCUGCCCAGGACCUUCGCUCCCACGCUGCUGUCACUGUCGCUCGUCAGGACCAGACUCCCCCAGCUGAAGGCCGGCAGCUUUCUGAAGGUGCCGUCUCUACACCUGCUCCUCUUCACCUCCAACUCCUUCUCCGUGAUUGAGGACGACGCAUUUGCGGGCCUGUCCCACCUGCAGUAUCUCUUCAUCGAGGACAAUGAGAUCGGCUCCAUCUCUAAGAACGCCCUCCGAGGACUCCGCUCCCUCACACACCUAAGCCUGGCCAAUAACCACCUAGCGGCCCUCCCCAGAUUCCUGUUCCGAGGCCUGGAGACUCUGACUCACGUGGACCUCCGCGGGAACCCGUUCCAGUGUGACUGCCGCGUCCUCUGGCUGCUGCAGUGGCUGCCCACCGUGAACGCCAGCGUGGGGACCGGGGCCUGCGCGGGUCCCACUGCCCUGGCCCACAUGCAGCUCCGCCACCUCGAUCCCAAGACGUUCAAGUGCAGAGCCAUAGAGCUGUCCUGGUUCCAGACGGUGCGGGAGUCGGCGCUGGGUGUGGAGCCCUUCUCCUACCAGGGGGAGCCCCGCGUCAUCCUGGCGCAGCCCUUCGCCGGCCGCUGCCUGAUCCUCGCCUGGGACUACAGCCUGCAGCGCUUCCGGGCUGAGGAGGAGCUGGCAGCACCCUCCGUGGUAUCCUGCAAGCCCCUGGUGCUGGGCGCCCGCCUCUUCGUGCUGGCCGCCCGCCUGUGGGGAGGCUCACAGCUGUGGGAGCGGCCCAGCCCCGACCUGCGCCUGGCCCUGACCCAGGCACUGGCCCCGCGGAGGCUGCUGCGGCCCAACGACGCUGAGCUCCUGUGGCUGGACGGGCAGCCCUGCUUCGUGGUGGCCGACACCUCCAAGGCGGGCAGCACCACGCUGCUGUGUCGGGAUGGGCCAGGCUUUUACCCACGCCAGAGCCUGCACGCGUGGCACCGGGACACGGAUGCUGAGGUCCUGGAGCUGGAUGGCCGGCCCCACCUGCUGCUGGCCUCGGCCUCACAGCGGCCGGUGCUCUUCCAAUGGUCCGGCGGCCGCUUCGAGAGGCGCACGGACAUCCCAGAGGCGGAAGAUGUCUAUGCCACGCGCCACUUCCAGGCUGGGGGGGAUGUGUUCCUGUGCCUGACGCGCUACAUCGGGGACUCCAUGGUGAUGCGCUGGGACGGCUCCAUGUUCCGCCUGCUGCAGCAGCUGCCCUCCCGCGGGGCGCACGUCUUCCAGCCCUUGUUCAUCGCCGGGGACCAGCUGGCCAUCCUGGGCAGCGACUUCGCCUUCAGCCAGGUCUUCCGCCUUGAGCCGGACAAGGGGCUCCUGGAGCCGCUGCAGGAGCUGGGGCCCCCCGCCUUGGUGGCCCCCAGGGCCUUUGCCCAGAUCAUCCUGUCCGGCAGACGCUUCCUCUUCGCCGCUUGUUUCAAGGGCCCCACACAGAUCUACCAGCACCACGAGAUAGAUCUCAGUGCCUGAGGCCCGAGGGCCCCUGGACGCGACUGGGGAGCCGGCGUGGGGACGCUCGGGGUUUCUGGAGGCCACGGGCAGCGCUCAUCAGCUACGGUCCCACCUA
Messenger RNA from Lepus europaeus (European hare), 1711 nucleotides. RefSeq names its product leucine rich repeat LGI family member 4 (gene LGI4). Gene Ontology annotation, biological process: neuron maturation; myelination in peripheral nervous system. Gene Ontology annotation, molecular function: protein binding. NCBI's taxonomy places the organism in Eukaryota, Metazoa, Chordata, Mammalia, Lagomorpha, Leporidae. The transcript is spliced from 9 exons. The record is from RefSeq and is a predicted model, not a curated record. The coding region runs from base 1 to 1614 and encodes 537 amino acids.